Molecule: messenger RNA, 1605 nt
Organism: Lolium rigidum
Lineage: Eukaryota; Viridiplantae; Streptophyta; Magnoliopsida; Poales; Poaceae
Exons: 2
Coding region: 159-1427 (422 amino acids)
Source: RefSeq, a predicted model, not a curated record
CUCCAUUCCCCAUGCCUUUGGUCCGUCACUCUGUUGGUUCCUCUAUCUUGAUCCGUGCUUCCGCUCCCGCUCUGGUCGUGUUGGCCUGCUGAUCUGAUCCGGAAUCAACUCGAGCCGUCGAGCGUGAGGCAAUAGCGGCCGUGCCUGCUGAAGUUCCAAUGCCGUUGACCACCCCUGAUAUUCCACCGGCCAAGAGGAAGAAGAAGGACCCAAGUUGUCUGCAAAUCUCGCCGGUGGUUCCGGCCACGGCGACUGCUGGCUGGGCCUCGCUCCCGGAUGACCUCGUCCGCCGUAUCGCCGACUCCUUCCUCGCCACCAACGACGUCGACUGCUACAUGGACUUCCGCGCCGUCUGCCCCAGCUGGCGUGCCGCCACCGACGACCCCAAGACUAACACAUCCGAUCCUCGCUUCUUUCCGCGAGCAUGGAUCGUGCUCGACGAGGUCUUCCAAAGCGACGAUAGGCGGAUCCUUUUGAACACUAACACCGGCCGCUUCCUCCGCAAGAAGAUUCCGCUGCUGCUGGACUACUACGUCGUGGCCACCACUAGCGGCUUCUUCGUCCUGGCGGACAGGAGCCCUCCUCACGCUGCUCGUGUGUUCAACCCUCUUACUGGCUAUACGCUCCGUUUCAUGGUGCCUAUGCCCCCCGACGUGAGGGUCGCCUUCGUCGGUUCCUGGGGCAGGGGGAAGGCAUCAUCUCCGCUUUGCCUUGUUUUGCUUGGCGACUUGUCUUGCAAGCUUUACACGACCGUUCCGGACAGUGAAGGUGUACUGUCUUAUGACUAUCGGCAAGAAGUUUAUAAUUUUUUCCGGAAGGUGAUCGUGGGUGGUGCCUACCCACACAUCGCUGGGCUGGGGUUUGCCCCUGCAUUUGCUGAGUUAUUGGAUUUGCUGAGGUCUCUUCAUGCCGAUUUUGUCAAGGUUUUCUUCAAUGAUCUUCCUGAAGAUGCAAACGACAUCCGGUUUUUUCUAGUGGGUUUGGCUAUACAUAUGGUGCUCGUCAUUAAAAUACAGGGAACCCUCUUUGUGUUCAAGAUGAACACCGAAUUAGGCAAGGUCGAGCCUCUGCAGAGCAUCAGCAAUUUUGCCAUCUUCAUCGGUCACCGCAGGUGCCUGCCUGUCGAUGCUACUAAGUUCCCAGGCAUAGAGGCAAACUGCGUGUACUACACCGAACAUUUGGGUUUGUCGGCUCACAUCUGCAAGUACAACAUCAAGGACAAGAAAGUAGAGAGGAUCUCGGAAGCCCCCGAAUUCGUGAAGCAGGACAAGCAGUUUGUCCUCGUCGCCCACCGUCCUUUCACGACCAUCCAGCUUCUCUGCAGCUACACCAUCAACACCCUGGAUUCUCAGCUGGCCUUGCAACAGAUGUCAGAAGGCGUCGAAGCAUCUCGUUCCAACUCUGGGGAUAUUGAUCUCGAUGACUGAGAAUGCUAUGCUUUUGCUAAGUAACUGUUUUUGUUUUCUCUCUUAGUCUUUCGUUUUGUUAUGUUGGAUAUGCAUUGACAUGUUAUAGGCAAGAAACAUGUUGAUUCUAGGUUAGAUCACCUGUUGUAGAACUACUCUUUGUUGUCUUAAUUAGAACAUGGUAUCAAUCUAAUUUUAA